Molecule: messenger RNA, 10169 nt
Organism: Antechinus flavipes (yellow-footed antechinus)
Lineage: Eukaryota; Metazoa; Chordata; Mammalia; Dasyuromorphia; Dasyuridae
Gene: RGS12
Product: regulator of G protein signaling 12
Exons: 18
Coding region: 248-4750 (1500 amino acids)
Biological process (GO): signal transduction
Molecular function (GO): protein binding; GTPase activator activity
Source: RefSeq, a predicted model, not a curated record
GGAGGCGGGGCGCGAUAUGUGAGGACUGUCCACAGCUUUGGCCCCGCCUCUCCCCUCCCGGGAGGGAGGGGGAGAUGCUAGGGGCGGGGCGGCGGAGGCGCGCGCGCGGCCGCGGGAACUGAGCGGCCCGGGGAAAGCGGAGCCGGGGAACAUAAUCGUGGGAAAGAAUGAUUGCAUCAAGCAUUCUAUGAAAUAUGGAUACAAAUUAAAAUAAUUAAAGGAUUCUCAUUCUCAGAAACACAACAAAAUGUAUAAAUCAGCGGAGACAGUGAAGCGUCGACUCAAUGUGCAUGCACCACCAAGGAUCAGAAGUGUGGAUGUUGCCAGAGGACGAGCAGGAUAUGGAUUUACCCUUUCUGGACAAGCGCCUUGUAUUCUUAGUUGUGUUAUGAAAGGGAGCCCUGCAGACUACGUCGGACUAAAAGCUGGAGACCAGAUAUUUGCUGUCAAUGACAUCAAUGUAAAAAAGGCUUCUCAUGAAGAUGUAGUGAAGCUCAUAGGGAAAUGUUCUGGGGUGCUACAUAUGAUAAUUUGUGAAGGCAUCAGUCAUAUGGACUCUUGUUCUAGUGAUGAAGAAGUUGGAUUUUAUGAAGGAAAAGGCUGGCUAAAGCCCAAACUUGAUUCCAAAGCAUUAGGUAUCAACAGAGCAGAGAGAGUUGUUGAAGAAAUGCAGUCUGGUGGAAUUUUUAGCAUGAUCUUUGAAAAUCCUACUCUUUGUGCUGCCAGUUCAGAUCACUCAAAACCAAAACAAAGAUCUCUUUCAGAGUCGGCUGCUGCCGCCUCUCGGUUUGACAUUGCACAGGAAAGUCUAAGUAGCCCCAAUUAUAAUCUCCAUUCUAAGGAUGAAAUGUCUAAAGUCAUACAUGAUGAUUCAGUUUUCAGUAUUGGAUUAGAAAAUCAUGAUGACUUUGGAUUAGAUGCAAGCAUUUUGAAUGUUGCCAUGGUAGUAGGUUAUCUAGGUUCAAUAGAACUUCCUUCAACUAGCUCCAACCUUGAAUAUGAUAGUCUGCAGGCUAUUCGUGGAUGUAUGAGACGCUUGCGGGCUGAACAGAAAAUACAUUCAUUGGUGAUGAUGAAGAUUAUGCAUGACUGCAUUCAACUCUGCACCGACAAAGCUGGAGUAGUGGCUGAAUAUCCUGCAGAGAAACUGGCAUUUAGUGCAGUGUGUCCAGAUGACAGAAGGUUCUUUGGACUGGUCACCAUGCAGACUAAUGAUGAUGGAAGUUUAGCUCAGGAAGAUGAAGGAGUUUUGAGAACUUCUUGUCAUGUUUUUAUGGUAGAUCCAGAACUGUUUAGCCAUAAAAUUCAUCAAGGCAUUGCGAGACGAUUUGGGUUUGACUGUACAGCUGAUCCAGACACUAAUGGUUGUUUAGAGUUCCCAACAUCAUCUUUACCCGUUUUGCAAUUUAUUUCAGUCCUAUAUAGAGACAUGGGAGAAUUGAUUGAAGGAAUGAGAGCACGGGCCUUCCUGGAUGGCGAUGCUGAUGCCCAUCAGAAUAACAGCACAAGUAGCAAUAGUGACAGUGGCAUUGGCAAUUUCAACCAGGAAGAAAAAAGUAACAGAGUUCUUGUGGUGGAUUUGGGGAGCAGUUCAAGCAAGCACAUUCCUAGUAACAUGUGGGAAAACCCAGGAGGAAGAGCCUCAAACCCUCCUGCUGCUCAUUGGAAUGGUUUCUGUCAUGAUUCCGAAGGAAGUUCUUUAGAACCAAUUCAGAAUGAUAAAUUCUGUGAGUUAAAUAAACAUUUAGGACCUUCUUCCCGAAUGGAGAUUCCUCUUGUUUCUUCACGGAGUUCAGUGCCUCCUUCCAAAAGAAGUGCCACGGGUAUGAGUGGGGGUGCCAACCAAAGGUGGCUGCCUGUGCAUGUGCUCCAGGAGUGGCAACAUGGCCACGCCAGUGAUCAGGAGUCAUACACGGACUCUACAGAUGGAUGGUCUAGUGUGAACUGUGGCACACUUCCUCCUCCAAUGAAUAAGAUUCCAGCCGACCGCUACAGGGUUGAGGGCAGCUUUGUUCAGCCUCAGCUAAGUGCUCACAAGAAUGAAUGGUCUAAAAAAGCUUUUGGAAUGCAGAACUUUUUUGGCCCUCAUCGAAAUGUUAGAAAGAUAAAAGAAGACAAAAAGAGUUCAAAGUUUGGACUUGGUUUGCUUCCUACUCCACAGCGUACCUCUACUCGGAGAUCAUUUGGAAGAUCCAAGAGAUUUAGUAUUACUCGUUCACUUGAUGACCUUGAGUCUGCAACUGUAUCUGAUGGUGAGUUAAACAGUACUGAUUUGAAAGACUGUGUUAGCAACAACAGCCUGAGUAGCAAUGCCAGCCUUCCCAGUGUACAGAGUUGCAGAAGACUUCGGGAAAGGAGAGUUGCAAGUUGGGCUGUUUCAUUCGAGCGUCUUCUACAGGAUCCUAUCGGUGUUAGAUACUUUUCUGAUUUUCUAAGGAAAGAAUUCAGUGAAGAAAAUAUUUUAUUCUGGCAGGCCUGUGAAUAUUUCAGCCAUGUACCUGCACAUGACAAAAAAGAGCUUUCCUAUAGAGCCCGUGAGAUCUUCACAAAAUUUUUGUGCAGCAAAGCUACCACACCGGUUAACAUCGAUAGCCAGGCACAGUUGGCCGAUGAUAUCCUCAAUGCACCGCAUCCAGACAUGUUCAAGGAGCAGCAGCUGCAGAUUUUUAACUUGAUGAAGUUUGAUAGUUACACUCGUUUUCUGAAAUCCCAGCUUUAUCAAGAAUGUAUUUUGGCGGAAGUAGAAGGUCGCUCUCUACCUGAUUCACAACAGGUUCCAAGUAGUCCUGCCUCUAAACACAGCAUCAGCUCAGAUCGCUCUAAUGUCUCCACGCCAAAAAAGUUAAGUGGAAAGUCAAAAUCAGGAAGAUCCCUAAAUGAAGAAUCAGGAGAGGAAGAUGGGGAGAAGAAGCGCAAAGGAACAUUUUUUUCCUGGUCAAGGAAUAAGAGCACUGGACGGUCCCAGAAGAAGAAGGAACAUGGGGAUCACCCACAUGAUACUCUUCACUCUAAUGGAGGAUUACACCGACGUGAAUCACAAGGUUCCAUGUCUUCUGCUGCAAGUCUUGACUUGUCCGACACCUUUAGGGUCUCAGUGGCUGAAAAAGACAAGUCGUCCAAGCACUGCUGCAUAAACCUUCCCGAUGGGACAUCAUGUGUGGUGGUUGUAAAAUCUGGAUUCUCCAUCAAGGAAAUAUUAUCUGGGCUGUGUGAGAAACAUGGCAUCAAUGUGGCUGCAGUCGAUCUUUUUUUAGUAGGAGGGGACAAGCCGUUGGUGCUGCACCAAGACAGCAGCAUCUUGGAUUCCAGGGAUCUACGGUUAGAAAAACGCACUUUGUUCCGGCUUGAUCUAGUCCCAAUUAAUAGGUCAGUGGGACUGAAGGCCAAGCCCACCAAGCCAGUGACUGAAGUGCUGAGGCCUGUGGUGGCCAAGUAUGGUUUGAAUCUUAGUGACCUUGUGGUGAGACUAAGUGGAGAAAAGGAGCCACUAGAUCUUGGUGUUCCUAUUUCUAAUUUGGAUGGACAAAGAGUGAUAUUGGAAGAAAAGGAUCCUACUAAAGGAAAAGUAUUCACAGACAAACAGAAAGGUGCAUCAGCCAAACAGAAUAUAGCUGUAAUUCCCAGUUCCAGAAAUCACUCUGCUACGGGAGAGGAAAGAACACUAGGCAAGUCUAAUUCUAUUAAAAUAAAAGGAGAAAAUGGAAAAAAUGCUAGGGAUCCCCGGCUUUCAAAGAGAGAAGAAUCUAUUGCAAAGAUUGGGAAAAAAAAAUAUCAGAAAAUUAAUUUGGACGAAGCAGAGGAGUUUUUUGAGCUCAUUUCCAAGGCUCAGAGCAACAGAGCAGAUGACCAACGUGGGCUGCUAAGAAAAGAGGACCUGGUCCUGCCAGAGUUUCUCCGUUUGCCAUCUUGUGUCGCCGAGCCAACUGCAUCCACUCCCGCCGCAGCCAAAGGCCUAAGCAAGAGAACUGCAAAAAACGGCAGCAAGGAGAAGGCGCAACCCAAUGGGAAGCUGGAAUCCCCUCCCAGCGGUCCUGAGAGUCCGGCCAAGAGCCCAGGGCCUGCCGAGAGCAAGCCCCGGCCUCCGCUGGCUGCCCUCCCCACUCAGAAGUCCUACAGCGGCCCCUUCAGUGCCCCGUUGUCUCCGAUCCCACGUGUCCAGGAGGCGCAAAUAUGGAAGAGGCAGUCGGAGGAGCUCCCCACCGAAGGCAUACAGACUAUAGAUGACGACAAUGUUGCCGACUUAACCCUUGUGGGCGAGGGAGACAUCAGUAGCCCCAACAGCACUUUAUUACCGCCUCCUCCGACGCCACCAUCGGAUGCUACGAAACUCACCGAAGCCAACUACACACCCCCAACUCCUCUCACAGAUAAACAGGAAAAACCCGGAUAUCAGAGAUCCGUUUCAGGAGCAAACCAUGGAAGGACAAAAGAAUCUGAAAACUUCUACGAGCACAUCCCCUCCACACCCCGACAUGACCCCAGCUCAUGUCCUGGGAUGAACGCUGGCAGUGAACUCCCAGUGAACAGGAUCAUUGAUGUGGAUGGAGUCAAGGGUGGAACCAACAGCCUGAUGCCCUCCUCAGAGUCAGAAGGCAACCUCAGCUUUGAGGGCUCCAUCUCAGAGCUCCGAAUGUGCCAGGGGAGAACACGCACAGGCGUGUAUAGAACAUCAGAUCUCCCGAGUCUACUUACUGUGAAGAGUGAGAAACACAAGAGCACCGAGAACCAGUAUAAAGCAACUUUUGUCUAGGUUCCAAGACUUAUUUUGUCCUUUAAGAUGCAGAAAUGCUUUUCAGUUCUCUUAUACUUAUCGAUACUACUAAUAAUAGUGCUUGAAGGUUUACAAAGUACCUCAUUACAUUGUCUCAUUACAACCAUCUGAAGCAAACAGUGCAAGUAUUAUCGUACCCAAAGGAAAGUGACUGGCUUGAGAUCACAGUUUAUUGUUAGAAUUAGGAGUCACACCCCUGUGUUUUGCUUUCAGGUCCAGUACUAGGCAAGCUCUGUCGAGAGAAGUCAACAUAUCACUACUGUACUUAUUGAUCUGAACUGAUAUGAAAAAAUAAGACCUAAAGGUGGGAUGAGAACAGUGAUGGUUCUGUAGGGGAUGAAAGUCUCUGUGCUCCCUUGGAUGAUCUUAGUUCUCUGUUUGUUCGGCCUCGGCCUUGAAAGAGACCUUUUCCAUCCUUAGACAAGACCUUUGUUGGCUGGAGCCGGCGAUGCUGUAUCUGUGUCCUGGCUCAGCUCCCACGAUGAGAUCAAGCAAAAUCUCUGAACCAUGUGAUGCUUUGGGUUCCUGCUCGGUAAAUCGAGGCAGCUGGAUCAGAUGACCUUCACAGCUCAGUCCAUCUGAGACAUUUUGUCUCAGGGUCCUUCCAGCUCUGCCUCCCAUCAGUUAUUCCCAGUCAGAUGUGUUCAGGACCUUCUCCACUUUUGUGUGAACACGUUUCUGGUCUUCUAGAUAGACUAGGGGGAAAAGGAGAGGGAGCAGGUGGUGAGGGGCAUUCUCUGCUCUCUCAGAAUCUGGUCAUGGAUGCUUUGAGGAUGGGAAGGUACAAACACGGGAGCUGAGGAGUCUCUUCAGCAGCAGGAGGAGCAGCUUUCUGGUCCCUCCUUAUACCUAGCGCAGUGGUUAGAAGGCCGAGCUUAGAUCCGGGAGUCCAGUCUGAGUUCUGCUGUUUCCUACAAAGGUGUGGGACUGAUUGCCCACUAAGAUCCCUUUUGGGCAGCUAGGUGCGGUGAAUAGAGCACCAGGUCUGCAGUCAAAUCAAGAAAAAGUUCCUGAGUUUGAUCUGGCCUCAGACACUUACUUCCUGUGUGACACUGGGCAAGUCACUUAAUUCUGUCUCAGUUUCCUCAUCUGUAAAAUGAACUGGAGAAGGAAAUGGCAGCACUCCAAUAUCUUUGCUAACAAAACCCCAAAUGGGAUCAUGAAGAGUCAGACAUGACUGAAAAAUAACUCAAUAAAAAAGGUCCUUUUAAACUCUGACAUUCUACAUUCUAGAGCAAGGCUUCUGUCAACUCUGAUAAAGAUUCUUUUCUAGAUCUGAAACUUUACAUUCCAUUUUCUGUGUUCAGGUAGUCUACAUUCUGAAGUUUAAAAUAAUUGCCAGAAUUAACAUUUUCUUUUAAAAGGUUCCUUCUAGCUCUCAUCUUUCGUUUCCCCAUGUUCCAAAGAACUACCAUUAACAUUCCAUUAUUUAUAUACCAUUUAGAUAAUACAGUCUAUAUUCUUUGGUCUAAGUUCCUGAGUUUCCUUUUAAAUUGCCAUUAGUAAUUUGCUAAUACUUAGGUGGUUCAGUGGGUAAUGUGCUUGGCCUGGGUGUAAUUACCGUAAAUGAAAGACAGGUUUUUCUACUAGGGUUUUAAAAAAAUGUAUUUGAAUUUUGAGCUUCAAAUCCUUUCCCUCCCUCUACCCCAUCUCCCACCUAUUAAAAGGCAAAAAAUUGCUACCCAUUAUACAUAUACAUUAUGCAAAAUAUUUCUGUAUCACCAUUUUUCUACCAGAUUGUAAAGAAACUAUGAAAGGAGUAUAUUUUCAAAGAAAGAUCAAAUGAUUUAACUCUCAAACAAAAAUGGGAAACAAUUCAACAAAUGUGGGAGUAUAUCCACCAGUUAUCACAGUUACCUGAGAAAUAAAGGAACUACAGGAAAGUUUUCUCACCCCCUUGUAAACUAGAGGAAGUGACAAUGAUUUGUCACCCUCAGUGGUGUUUCCCAAAUGAGCAUCUCCUCUGUAUGAACGUGACCUUCCCUGAGGAAUGACAAAUAGUCCUUGCUAUGCUGGGAAAAUUGAUGACUUAGAUAUCUAUUGAUGAAAUGCUAUCUUGGUUUUCCUGAUUCACAUUUGACAUGAAUUAUAAUAGACUGACAGGAAAUAUGUCUUCCUUGUAGUAUAGAUGUUUCUAUAAAGUUGACCCAAAAAGUGAAUUUCUAUUAAUUUAUUAUUUCCUAUUGUUUUUCAUUACAUGGAAACUCCCCCUCAAUAAGCACAUUUGUCAAGAAGGCAUCGUGCACAUUAGAUGUCAAACCAUUAGUAUUAUAAUUAGAAGUCAUACAGUCAAAAAAUCAAAGAAUUAGAAGGGUCAGAAGUCAUCUGGUCCAGUGUGUACUUUCCCCAAAACUCCUACUAUAGUGUACCUGACAAAUGGUUAUGUAGCCGCUAAUGGAAGACCUCCACUGAUUCCAAAGGCAGUCCAUUAUACUUUGAGAUGCUUACAUUUGUUACAUUUUUUAAAAUUAUAACUUUUUAUUGACAUAACAUAUACAUGGGUAAUUUUUCAACAUUGACAAUUGCAAAACCUUCUGUUCCAAUUUUUCCCCUUCUUCCUCCUACCCCCUACCCUAGAUGGCAGCUAGUCCCAUACAUGUUAAAUAUGUUAAAGUAUAUGUUAAAUACAAUAUAUGUAUACAUGUUUAUACAGUUGUCUUGCUAUACAAGAAAAAUCAAAUUUAGAAAGAAGGUAAAAAUAACCUGGGAAGAAAAACAAAAAUGCAAGCAAAUAAUAACAGAAAGAGUGCAAAUGCUAUGUUGUGGUCCAUACUCAUUUCCCAGUGUUCUUUCAUUGGUUGUAGCUGGUUCUGUUCAUUACUGAUCAAUAAUUUUUUUUUUCCUUAAAAAAAGAUAAAUUUGUCCCUCUGCAAAUUCUGCCUUUUGGGACCAAGCCAAAGAAAUGUAACCUUUUUUCCAGAGGACAUCCUUUCAAGUAUUUGGAAGCUAGCAACAUGGCACCUUUAUGUUUUCUAAUUCCCAUUUCUUGGGAAUAGAACAAGAAAUAGAAAUAAUAAUAAUAGAAACAAAAACUAGUUGUCAUGUGGAAUUCCCAUUGAGAAUCUUCCUCUGAAGGUUCUCUUUCUCAUCAACAAUGUCCAGAACUGAACUCCUUUCUUGAGAUGUAUCAGGAUGGAGAACAAUAGGAUUAUUGCUUCUGUUGUCUUGUCCUCUUCCCAGUAUGAGAUGUUAGCUCUUCUGGCUUCAGUGUCACACUGUUGUUUCAUUUUGAAUUUUUAGUACCCUAAGAUUUCCAGAUUAAAAAAAAAAGAAUGAAUCUCUAGCCCUUUCUUCCUCUAUUGUAUUCACAAAGAUGUUUUUUUGAGCACAAGCAUAAGACGUAUUUUUUCUUAUUAAAUUUCAUGUUUUUAUAUUUGGCUCAGAUCUGUCGAGAUCUUUUUGGAUUCUGACACUGCUUUCAAGUGUGGUAAUUAUCUUUCCUAGCUGUCUAUCAUUUGCAAGCUUGAUAAAUUUGAGGUCCAAGUCCUCAUUUUGAGAUGAAUCCCAGAGAGAAAUUAUCUUUUCUCCAAGAUCACAGCUUAUAAACCUUUAUAUCUUGGGUCUCUCUUUUCCUGUCAAAGACAGGUUUUCUACACAUUUCUUCCAAUUCUUUCUUCCAAACUAUUCCAGCUGCAAGAUCACAAGAGAUGCUAUCCAGUGUGAGAUCCACUAGAGGCAGGACUUCCAGAUAGGAGAUCCAAGGAUCCAGGACCCAAUUUUUUUUUUUUUAAUUAUAAAAAGAAGAAAGAUUAAACUUGGGUAUUUGUCUGUACAGAGCAAAACUCAGAACAGAGUGGGAAGUUGCAGAAAACAGAUUUUGGAGGUAUAUAAGGAAGAACUGCUAAACAAUUAAUAAAAAGUAGAGCAGCAGAUAGUAAAUUCUCUGUCCCUAAUGCUGUUCAGUCAGAAAUUGGAUGAUGUGGGGAUGCAAUAAGGGGAUUCUUUUUUAGGUACAGUUUAGACUACAUGCCCCCAGAGGUUCCUUUUUUUAGUGAGAUUCUGUGAUUUUCUGAAGGCUCUGGGAAGAUAUUACUUAAUUGGCCACUCCAAGGAUGCUAUUUGGAUCCAUAAGCAUUUUUUCCAGAAUAUGGAAAACACCUAGUAAACAGAGAAUAAAUGCUGAGCUUCUCAAUUAACUCAAUCAAGAGACCUAUUAAGUCUAUGUUCCAUAUUUUGAUAUUAAUUUGAUAUUUACUAAGAAGAGGGAGGCAAAAUAAAUUUAGCCUAUUUAAUUCUCUCCCUUAUCCUCACCAAAGACUAGCCUCCACCUUACAUUGGGGAGACACAAAUGGAGAAAAGUUGCUCUUCUUGGAGAGGAGAAAGAACACUAUCAGUUCUAAGUUCUGGAUUCAAGAUCCUUCCCUGGUUUGUGAUUUAGUCUCAAGUUUUUUCAUCUGUAAAAUGGGCUUACAAGCCUGAGGUUUCACCUCAUAGCCAUCAUGUUGACAAAAAAUAAUAAAAGAUGAAAAUUGUUCAUGUUGGAAGAGCUGGAAUGACAGAUAUGCUAAUAUGUUGUUGGUGAUGGCAUGAAUUGGUCCAAUGCUCUGGAAAGCAAUUCAGAAUCAUUUGAAAGAAAUCACUAAGUAAUUUAUACUCUACUCAACAAUCUCAUUAUUUGACAUAUAUUUCAAGGAGAUCAUACAUAGAGUGUAUGUCCAGGGUGUACUAGAGAUAGCUUGAAUUGGCUUAAAAACUGAUUGUUAAAUUUUUAGUAUGACCAUUCACAUUUUAGGUAUUAACAAAUGCUACAAAUUAGAGCUUUUGUUGAUUAUAUACACAUAGAAAAUGAUGGGGGAAAUGUUAAUAAUUCAGAUAACACUCAAAAUUAUGUGGUACUUAAGACUUUUCUCUCCUGAGAGCUGAUAAAUAUAAAGUAAGCUGCUAAAGUCCCAUAUAUUAAAAAGUACAGCAAUUUUGGUGGUAGCAAGAAAUUGGAUACAAGUGGGUACCUAGAAAAUGAAGAAUGGCUAAAUAAAUCUUGGUGUGCUUAAGCAACAGAAUACUAUUAAAUGAAAUGAUGGUUAUGAUAAAAUUCUGAUAAACAUAGGAAGGCUUGUAUUAACUGAUGCAGAGUAAACAGAAUGGAGAGAAUGAUACACAAACUGACUAUAAUAAUCAAGCAGAAAUAAUGCGCAAAGGCAGCUGACCUAGGAUUAAUUAUAACAGCCAAUUUCUUGGUAAUUAAACAUAUUUCACUCCUCGUGGGGUAGGGAUUGGGAGAGGGAAAAGCUGUGGGAGCGAAAUGUUACAUAUACUGCUGACAACUAAUGUCCAUUUAUUGAUCAGUUUUCCUGAACUAAUUUUCUUUGUUACAAGGUUCAAUGUGAAGGUUAGUUUUAUUUUUUAAUGACCAUGGUAUGAAAAGCAAAAGGCAUUAAUAAACCUUUUUUUAAAUGAA